Molecule: messenger RNA, 840 nt
Organism: Botrytis fragariae
Lineage: Eukaryota; Fungi; Ascomycota; Leotiomycetes; Helotiales; Sclerotiniaceae
Exons: 1
Coding region: 1-840 (279 amino acids)
Source: RefSeq, a predicted model, not a curated record
AUGGUGCGACUUAUCGACCCUUCAAAGCCGCAAGAGAUGGAUGAGAUUUCAGCCCGCACAGGACAGAGCCAAGCCACUUCUUCAAGCGAUGAAGAAUCCAAUCAAACGAAUGGAAUAGCUUCCAAGAGAGCUAUUCCAGGCACAAAGGCUGCAAUAUCCAACGCGACAGAGCGUUUCAAUCAUGGGAUUUGGAUUGAGCCAUCAGUCAAAGAGUCUGACUUGGAUUGGAGACCUAGUGAUGAGCAGUGGCUAUUUGCUAAUGAUAUCGGUUGGGGAGAUAGUGCAGUCUCGCAAAGAAUCGAGAACAAGAUGUUCAAGCUUCUUCCGAAGGAAGUUGAGGGAGCGGAGAAGAAAGAGGUAAAACAGAGGGCAACUAUCAGAAAGCGAAAGGCAAUGAGUAUACCUGAGUCUGAUUCAACGAACGAGACGCCUGAGAGUACAGAUAGACGAAGUCAGAGAGCACGCAAAAAGGUCACAACAUAUAAUGACAGGGCUUUAGCUAAGAUAGCUGUAUUCAGAAACGAGUAUCAGAGCGAUAGUGAUGCUCCAGAAGACACGGUCCGGCAACAAAAAUCGUCACCGAAACAGCCUCAGAUAGCUAUGGAAGAUCCAGUCAGUUCGCCUGCUAGAUCAGAAUCUGAGUCACCGAGCAGGGAGCCUGAAAUCAUUGAGAGACGAAGUGGACGAGCACGUACAAACGUCAAAACUUACAAUACCAAGAUUCUGGCUGGAACAGCUAUACAUACUCCGGCGAAGUACAUGGGAAAUCACACUCCAGGGGUUGAAUCACGGCGGCUAAGUCUGUUAUCUGGACGGCCUCGAAGAAAGGAAAAGGAUUGA